AUGGCUUCAGCAGUUGUUUCAUCAGGUUUUACACCAUCUUCUAUUGACAAUUCAAAACCAAAAUUUAGCAAUUAUCAAUCUAGAGUAAUGCUUGGUGAUCUUCCGUCAGAUUUUCUUCGUGUUCAACUUGUUGAAUCUCAAAUCUACGAUUCAUCAAAUGCUCAACUAGAACACAAUCAAAAUCCAAAUUUUCUUGGAUUCUUUACUUUAACCUUUGCUGAAGCUAAAUUAAUAAAAAAUUCUGGUCCAUUAGGUUUACUUCGUAUGGAUCCAUAUGUUCGUUUUCAGCUAGGUCAUGUUUCUUACGAAACACCAACAGCUACUGGUGGUGGUAAAAAUCCUCAAUGGAAAGUAUCAUAUCGAAUUAAUUUAUUCAAAGGAAUGGAUAAAGUUCAUUUGGAAUUAUUCGAUCAACGUAGUUUUACAGAAGAUAAUUUUAUUGGAGAAUGUGAUAUUGAAAUUCCACGAGAAGUUUUAGAUGGUCAAACACAUCAACAUUGGUAUCCAUUAAUGGGACGAGAAGCAAAUAUAAAUGAAAAUCAAGGCGAUAUUCUUAUUGUUAUGAGUUUUACAUCUACAACAACAGAAUAUUCAUCAACAUUAGAGAAUCCAAGUUUUUCAAAUAGUCCAACAAUGUCUUCAUUAUCAUCUCAAUCGAAUAGUAUUACUGAAUCAACAUUACUUUAUACAGUUGAUGAUAUAAAAACAAUUGAAGAAAUGUUUCCUACAAUAGAUCGUCAGAUUAUUAUUGAUUUAUUAGAAAAAUAUGGUGGUAAUAAAGAUAUUGUAGUUAAUCAUCUUUUACAAAAUUCUGUUUAA
Messenger RNA from Adineta steineri, 819 nucleotides. NCBI's taxonomy places the organism in Eukaryota, Metazoa, Rotifera, Eurotatoria, Adinetida, Adinetidae. The record is from the annotation of a GenBank genome assembly.